UAGAGCGCAGUAGGAGGCCGGAGGCUCUGCCUCUGGCCUGCCCUGGACAUGGCAGCGGCUGCUCGUCGUCCCGCGGUACAGUUUGGGAGGCGCAGAGGGCAAAGCCGAGAGUCCACGCAAAAAAACGAUUUCAAUGAAGAUGAUGCUAUAGAGGGAAUAUUUCUCCCAGUGGGAGUAGAUCUUCGCCAGAUAACUAUAUUGUCGAAGGCAGAAUGGGAAAGGAUUCAAGACAACCUCAAUGCUCCAGCAAGAGAAGCAGCACAGAUUCGUGCUGAAAGGAAAGAACGGAAGGAUUUGCACUUACAGUCUCAAGCCCUUAUGAAAAACUGGAGCAACACUAUUGCAGGUUUGUCACAGGCAAAGCUGAAAGUCAAAAAAGAACGUGACGAGAAGAGUGAGGAAGAAAAAAGAAAGAUUGACCUGGAAGAAGCCAAGUACCAGGCACAGAAGAGAAAAGAAGCCAUUGAAAAAGCCAAAAUUGAUCAGUAUUAUCAAAGUGAUAGAGUGAAAGGAUUCCAUAGAGCCUUUUUACUUACUGAAGUCUUAAAAGAAAGGGAGGCUCAGAUUCAAUUUCAGAAGAAAAAACAAAAAUUAUACCGGAGUAAGGAUGAAGAAAUAGAACGUGAACGUCAAAAAGCUAUACUAAAAGAGGAGGAAAAGGUUAAAGAAUGCCGUAGGAAACGAAUACAGCUUUGCAAGGAGCAACUGGAACAGAUAAAAGAGCAUGAACAUUUAGCAGAGCUGAGCAGGCUAGAAAGCAUAAAAGAAGGAGAAGAGAUUCAGAUGUUGACAAGGUUACAUCACCAAGAGCAGCAGGAAAAAGAGCAAAAGAAGCAGGAAGAGAAACUUGAGCGUAAACGGGCACAUCAGGCACAUGUUGCUGACCAAGUUAUUCUAAGGGCUAUAGAAAAACAAAAACAAGAAGAAGAAGAUGAUAAAGUUCGAGCACAUUUUAAUGCAAAACAAGCUAUGGCUAAGCUGAGAAAACAAAAAGAAGAAGAAAUGCUCAGGGAAAUAGAGGAAAACAGAGAAAAUAUUACUAAGCGCCUCCUGGCACAGAUGAAAGAGAAGAUUGAUACUGAAGAUGAGCGUAUUGCUAGGGAAAUCGCAGAAGCAGAAGAGGAGCGUGAGAGAGAACUCACAGAAAAAGAAGAAAAGAAGAAAGCUGAUUUGAAAUCAAUCACAGAACACAGAAUUAAUGUGAUGAAAACGAAAGAAGAAAAAGAAAAACAGGAGAAACGAGAAGCUAAAGAGACUCUUCAUAAAAUGAUAGAAGCAGAUCGAGUCUAUCAGGAAUUAGAGAAAGACAAGAAACAUAGAAAUCAUUGUGCUAACUUAAAACUGCAAGAAACCCAUGUCAUACAAAUUGCUGAAAAAUUAGGAAGAGAAAAUCGUGAGAAGCAAGGGGAACUGGACUAUGUUAAACAGAGAGAAUAUAUUGCACUGUGUAAGGAGCAGGAAUUCCAGCAGUAUGCAAAGAAAGUAAUUGAUGAAGAAUCCAAGACUGCACCAAAUCUUUACCCUCUUUUGAAAGUAGUACAGGGAGGUAUUGGUGGUGGUUGUGGGAAACUUUAUCGAGGAAGGGAAGGAGAAAGUCCUGGUAGUCAAGGUGCUCAGCAGCCUUAUACUGGUAACACAGCUCAAGAAAUGAAACUUCUAAAUGAACACCGAUAUGAGACUACUAAGGGACGACUAGGUUUUACAUGGUAAUAAAAAAAAUCUUUUAAAAUCUAUUACAAUUUAAAAUGGCCCUAGUUGCAAAAUAUGUAGUAUAAACAUUGCAAAUUGAAAAUUCACAACUUGAAUUGAGUUUUUAACUAUUUAAAUAUAUUUGCAUAAUACUUAAGACAGUAGAACUAGUUUAGACACACAAGAUUCACUAGUGUGUAGCAUCUACAAAAUAGGUAAAAGCUUUUGCACAAUUCUAUUAUUGUUCCAAAAAAGCAAUACAAUAAUUCAAUUUUUACUGUAUAACUUGUUUGUACCACAUGUGAACAGAAAUAAUGUGAGUUUUGUGGAUGAACUA
This is a messenger RNA of Eublepharis macularius, 2026 nucleotides long. It is a transcript of the gene CFAP210, whose product is annotated as cilia and flagella associated protein 210. The coding region runs from base 49 to 1710 and encodes 553 amino acids. The record is from RefSeq and is a predicted model, not a curated record. Lineage: Eukaryota; Metazoa; Chordata; Lepidosauria; Squamata; Eublepharidae. The transcript has 9 exons.